This is a messenger RNA of Acanthosepion pharaonis, 1245 nucleotides long. Lineage: Eukaryota; Metazoa; Mollusca; Cephalopoda; Sepiida; Sepiidae. The record is from the annotation of a GenBank genome assembly.
AUGGCUCUCCACCUCCCUCUAUCUCUUGCAGCUCUCAGCAAGCCCCUUCCCUUUCUUUCUCUUUCUGUCCAUAUUCAUUGCCAUUUCUUUCAUGUUCAUAUUUAUUGCCAUUUCAUUCUGUACAUAUUCAUUGCCAUUUUGUUUCUGUUCAUAUUCAUUACCAUUUCUUUCUGUUCAUAUUUAUCGCCAUUUCUUUUCUGUGCAUAUUCAUUGCCAUUUCUUUCUGUUCAUAUUCAUCGCCAUUUCUUUUCUGUUCAUAUUCAUCGCCAUUUCUUUCUGUUCAUAUUAAUUGCUGUUUCUUUCUGUUCAUAUUCAUCGCCAUUUUGUUUCUGUUCAUAUUCAUCGCGAUUUAUGUCCUGUUCAUAUUCAUCGCCAUUUCUUUCUGUUCAUAUUCAUUGCCAUUUCUUUCUGUUCAUAUUUAUCGCCAUUUUGUUUCUGUUCAUAUUUAUUACCAUUUCUUUCUGUUCAUAUUUAUCGCCAUUUUGUUUCUGUUCAUAUUCAUUACCAUUUCUUUCUGUUCAUAUUUAUCGCCAUUUUGUUUCUGUUCAUAUUCAUUACCAUUUCUUUCUGUUCAUAUUUAUCGCCAUUUUGUUUCUGUUCAUAUUCAUUACCAUUUCUUUUCUGUUCAUAUUUAUCGCCAUUUCUUUUCUGUGCAUAUUCAUUGCCAUUUCUUUCUGUUCAUAUUCAUCGCCAUUUCUCUUCUGUUCAUAUUCAUCGCCAUUUCUUUCUGUUCAUAUUAAUUGCUGUUUUUUCUGUUCAUAUUCAUCGCCAUUUUGUUUCUGUUCAUAUUCAUUGCGAUUUAUGUCCUGUUCAUAUUCAUCGCCAUUUCUUUCUGUUCAUAUUCAUUGCCAUUUCUUUCUGUUCAUAUUUAUCGCCAUUUUGUUUCUGUUCAUAUUCAUUACCAUUUCUUUCUGUUCAUAUUUAUCGCCAUUUUGUUUCUGUUCAUAUUCAUUACCAUUUCUUUCUGUUCAUAUUUAUCGCCAUUUUGUUUCUGUUCAUAUUCAUUACCAUUUCUUUUUUCUGUUCAUAUUUAUCGCCAUUUUGUUUCUGUUCAUAUUCAUUACCAUUUCUUUCUGUUCAUAUUUAUCGCCAUUUUGUUUCUGUUCAUAUUCAUUACCAUUUCUUUCUGUUCAUAUUUAUCGCCAUUUCUUUUCUGUGCAUAUUCAUUGCCAUUUCUUUCUGUUCAUAUUCAUCGCCAUUUCUUUUCUGUUCAUAUUCAUCGCCAUUUCUUUCUGUUCAUAUUAA